This is a messenger RNA of Canis lupus familiaris (dog), 2818 nucleotides long. It is a transcript of the gene LRR1, whose product is annotated as leucine rich repeat protein 1. The record is from RefSeq and is a predicted model, not a curated record. The transcript is spliced from 4 exons. NCBI's taxonomy places the organism in Eukaryota, Metazoa, Chordata, Mammalia, Carnivora, Canidae. Bases 155 to 1423 code for a protein of 422 amino acids. Gene Ontology annotation, molecular function: protein binding.
CCCUGAGGAACCCCGAGCUGUUGGCGUGCGGGCCGGCAGGCAGCUCCGGGGGCAGCCCGCAUGCUCCAGGACCCUGGCGGCGGCGCGGCGCGGCGGGAACCGGGAAGUUUCAAAGCGCAGUGGUGGAGCUGCUGCGGGCCGCCGCUCCCGCGACAUGAAGCUACACUGUGAGGUGGAGGUAGUGAGUCGGCAGCUGCCGGCUCUGGGAAUGAGGAACCGGGGUAAGGGCGUCCGGGCGGUGUUGAGCCUCUGUCAGCAGACGGCCCGAGGUCAGCCCCGGGCUCGGGGCGAGCGGAGCGGCCCGCACCUCACCUGCCUGUUUAUCUCCACCCUGAAGGACAAGCGCGGGACCCGCUAUGAGCUAAAGGAAAACAUUGAGCAAUUCUUCACCAAAUUUGUGGAUGAGGGGAAAGCUACUGUUCGGUUAAAGGAGCCUCCUGUGGAUAUCUGUCUAAGUAAGGCCAAUUCCAGCAGUUUAAAGAGUUUCCUUUCAGCUCUGAGACUGGCUCACAGAGGUUGUGAUAUUGAAGCACCGCUUUCAACCUUCGCACCAGUGAAGACUUCAGAAUUUGAAAAAUGUAAAACUAAAAUGGUUAUCACAUCCAAAAAGGACUAUCCUCUAAGCAGGAACUUCCCACCUUCUCUGGAACAUCUUCAGACUUCUUAUUGUGGGCUUAUCCGAAUUGAUACGCGUAUGCUUUCCUUAAGAAACCUUAGGAAAUUAGACUUGAGUCACAACCAUAUAAAAAAGCUUCCAGCUACAAUUGGAGACCUCGUCCAUCUUCAAGAACUUAACCUGAAUGACAAUCACUUGGAGUCAUUUAGUGUAGCCUUGUGUCAAUCUACACUCCAGACAUCACUUCGGAGUUUGGAUCUCAGCAAGAACAAAAUUAAAGCACUCCCUGUGCAGUUUUGCCAGCUCCGAGAACUUACAGAUCUGAAACUUGACGAUAAUGAAUUGAUUCGAUUUCCUUUCAAGAUGGGACAGUUGACAAACCUGCGUUUUUUGUCGGCAGCUCGAAAUAAGCUUCCUUUUUUGCCUAGUGAAUUUAAGAAUUUAUCCCUUGAGUACUUGGAUCUUUUUGGAAAUACUUUCGAACAACCAAAAGUCCUUCCAGUUAUAAUGCUGCAAACGCCAUUAAGUUUACUGGAAUCCUCUGCACGAGCCAUAUUAUAUAAUAGGAUUCCGUAUGGCUCUCCUAUCAUUCCUUUGCAUCUUUGCCAAGAUUUGGAUACUGCAAAAACCUGUGUUUGUGGAAGAUUCUGUCUAAACUCUUUUAUUCAGGGAACUACUACCAUGAAUCUACACUCUGUUGCUCACACUGUGGUCUUAGUAGAUAAUAUGGGUGGUACUGAAGCGCCUGUUAUCUCUUACUUCUGUUCUCUAACAUGUUAUGUAAAUUGCUGUGAUAUGUUAAAGUAAUAGGUGAUACCACAAAAAGAAAUUCCGUCUAGUUACAGAUCAGUUUGGGAUUCAUUUAUGGUUUAACUGUGUCAGAUUAGAGAAAGGGAAGCCUUUUGUAUACUUACUUGAAGGGAAGAAUGUGUUACUCUAACAUUUUCAAUCAUUUGACUGUAAAACCUUAAUUUCAUUAAGACCUAUAUUAUUUUAUUGUGAGAUAAACUUUUAUUAGUUUAUUGCACUUGUGCUGAUAUUUCCAGAAUGGGUUGUGGGGUUAUCUUUUUUUUUUUUUUUUUUGGUUAUCUUUUAAUGUUAAACAGAAGUUGAUGCCUACCACUCCAGUCAUAGAAUUUUCUUAUCAGUUAUAUUCUUGAAUUUCAAUUAAAGAAAUUGAGUUUCUGUAUGCAAAAAAUAUACCUUGAAAGACUAAGAUAGUCUAAAUUUUAGUGAGAACUUCUCUGGUAUGAAUCUAUGGUUACCAUUUUUUGUGUUUUUCAGGUAUAUUCUACAUAUAGAAGUCUGUAUUCAAGCAUAAAGUUGGAGUUGCUUUGGGAUAAACAGACAUCAGCUUUUAUAAGUUUUAUAAUGUAAUUCACAUAAUCUUUGUUGUGAUUUCUAAGUUUUUUAACUUUUAGAGUGGGAACAAGAUUUUAGGGUUGGUUAGAAGGAGCAGAAAAUUGCUACAUUUUACUGACUACAUUCUGUAUUCAAGGGUUGUUCUUUUUUCUGUUUAUUAUUUUAGUCACUUAAUAUUUUUGUAUUUUUAAUUUAAAAAGUGGUAGUGAUACACCGGCAAAACUAUGAUGAGGAUUUGAGAUAAGGCGAGGGAAUGGAAAACGAAGCUGCUUGAAAAAAUUGUGGAAAAUGGAACCAGUAGAACUGUUCUAUUCGGUUCAUUCCCACUCCUCUUCAAAUCAGCCUCUCUUUUACAUCAUUGAAAUAGCUUCAUAACUGGUUUCUGGGAACAAAGGAGGUGAAAGAUUAAGAGUUACUGGAGAAAACCCCUCUCAGGUAUUAGCAUUAACCACUGCUGUUUUGGGCUUGGAGUUAGAGGUAAUCUGUGUAAGACUAUUUUUUAAGGCAUAGGUAACUACUACUUCCUCUGUCCUCCUAAAAUAUUUAUUUGGAGCAUCCUAUUCUUUUUCUGAAAAUACAACUAUUCCUCAGUAAAUACUGUUUUAAAUGUUAAGAUUUUUUUAUUAAAACUUUAUGUAUAUGAUCUCCAAAACAUCUCUUCUUCUUAGAGCAGAUUCUUUGAUCCAGAGGAGUAAUUCUUGGCUGACUAAAUUUGCAUUGCUUGUUGUCAAUUAAAUUCUUCCUGCAAAAGAUUUCUAUAUAACUUCUAGUUUUUCAUUUAAAAAAUCACAUAUAUAAAGCAAACAUGGCUUAAAUAAAAAGAGCUGCCAUUUAACUACA